AUGACUCCCCCCGGUUCUGCUACCGAGAGAAGAACUGACGGUCUUACCGAGAAGGAGAUCGAAGAUCGGUUGCGUCCAAUCAAGUCUAUCAGGAACUACACACGGGGUGAUAGUGGUACCGAAGUACAACGGCUCGACUCUUUAUUCCUAUGCUGCCUCAUGGCUCCUGUCAACAUUAUGCAUGCCAUUGCAAUCGUUGACUUCAAGAGAGAGGUUCAGCAGAGAUAUGAGCCGCCCAUGACUGACCGUAUCAAUGAUACCCGAUAUCCACGAUGCCCAGAUGCACGGAUGGAUCUCAAAUCGGCAACUAUGAGGGAGUGUACACUCCUCCCUGAGAUUGUCAGGCAUGAGCGCGUGGUAGCUACUGCCGAUGGUGGUGAAAAGCUCGAUUGUCCUACUCCUGCGCUGACGGUAUUCACGGAGUUCGUGGUCCGGAUGCUGGGGAAGUCUCUGGCUGAGCUUGGGCUCAUUGUGCGACUCCGUUUGAAGGCGUUAUUGGAUCAUGCAGAUUAUGACAACAAUGCAACUGUAGCGAGGUGGGAAUUCAUCGGUGUUCUCAAGGACUGGAUACAAGGAUUUCCUAACCUACACGAUCAACAAGUGCCUGAUGAUGCCACAAUUCUGAAGUAUUUCUCCAACCAAGAGAUUACGGCUUGUUAUGACGCGUGGAGGGAGCGUGCAUCAUCUGAAGAGGUAUCAGAUUCACGGUUAGGGUGCAACACUAUAUUCGAGCCGUUAUUUUCUCUUGAUGCGGGUGCCUUCCAAGCCUACUGUGAGCGUGGCAGGGAUAACCCGGGGAAUGUGAUGGAGUCGUUGACGGGCUUCGUUUUGUGGGACUUGAAUGACGCAACGACGGUUUGGAUUCUCCUUCUGAUGGCUAUCAAGUGCUCUUGCAAAGAACUGAAUACUACGCUUCCCAAAGUUAUCCAGAGCAUUGUGGCCAUGGGAAGGGCAGCAUCAUCAGCGUCGAUGGGCUCUGAAGUGGCGUAUUCCUUACGAGAGCCAUCUUCAGGUCGUGAUAUGUAUUGGAGAGGUCUUGUGGAAAACUUGGCAUUCUUGGUUGGUAAGGGGGCACUACGUUCGGAAUAUUCUCCAUGGCUCAAAUUGAUGAUGCGGAGUCUACCUAUGAAAAACGAGGAUUACAGCUACACCAUGCGAUCUACCCCCAGUAGAUUGGGUGGGCUUAUACGAAAGAAGUCGAAUAGUACUAAGAAAGCCGACAAACAGCGUCGAAAUAAGAAUGUGAAGCUAAAGAAGACGAAACACAUAUGGAUCACAGCUAAGAUGGGAACAUCACGCAGCUUGUAUGUGGGUAACCUAGCUCAAGGACAGGCGAACCAGGUCAACAUACGGGCCUUCUUCGACAACGUCUUAUCGGCUCUACCAGAAUACCAGCAGAAGUACGCUGCUUCGUUGCCGACUGGUGCGGUGAGAGAAGUGAGGAUGUCAGCUGAGGGCACGUACGCUUUCGUGGAGUUCGCCUCAGAGGAAAUCGCCGUUACCUGUUUGGAACUGGAUAAGGCCGAGUUCCUUGGACGAUCAAUGGAGAUCGGCCGGCCCACGGGCCUAGUAUUACCAAGCCCGGCCCCGCCCCCGAUGGACGUCAGCGUUCUGCGUAACCAGGGUUUCCUACCUACUAAGCCGAUGCCGACGAACCCUUCGCAGAACCGGACGCAGCGCGAGCUCUACGUUGGGAAUCUCGCGAUUGGUGUGGUGACACCGCAAGUCCUUCACAAGUUAUUCGAGCCAGCCUGUAAAGUGCUCCCGGAUUACGACCCAGCUUUAGGGCCACCAGUAUUGCAAGCGGAAAUCAGAGGCGAUGGGAGAUUCGCCUUUGUGGAGUUCCAAAACGAUCGACUAGCAACAGCCGCCUUGAGCAUUUUCAACGGGGUAAGCAUGAGGGCGGAUGGAAGUACUCGGGCGGCGCUUGAUCGUGAGCCGACCCCAAGGCUUUGUGGAGGGCGGCUCACCCGCCUGGUCUGCCAGCUCCGACUGGCCAGCAACAGCAAUGGGAUGCCAUGCCUCAACAAGCCAUCGGUGGUUGGGGAAUGA
Perkinsus marinus ATCC 50983 is the source of this 2052-nucleotide messenger RNA. RefSeq lists its product as hypothetical. The transcript is spliced from 8 exons. The record is from RefSeq and is a predicted model, not a curated record. Gene Ontology annotation, cellular component: U2-type prespliceosome; nuclear speck; commitment complex. The coding region runs from base 1 to 2052 and encodes 683 amino acids. NCBI's taxonomy places the organism in Eukaryota, Perkinsozoa, Perkinsida, Perkinsidae. Gene Ontology annotation, molecular function: pre-mRNA 3'-splice site binding; poly-pyrimidine tract binding.